Molecule: messenger RNA, 1675 nt
Organism: Notothenia coriiceps (black rockcod)
Lineage: Eukaryota; Metazoa; Chordata; Actinopteri; Perciformes; Nototheniidae
Product: choline O-acetyltransferase-like
Exons: 7
Biological process (GO): neuromuscular synaptic transmission; acetylcholine biosynthetic process
Cellular component (GO): cytoplasm; neuron projection
Molecular function (GO): choline O-acetyltransferase activity
Source: RefSeq, a predicted model, not a curated record
UAAAACAGCAUGGCUGUGUCAGUUUGUUGUAGGAGCUGACGGCUGCUGUGGAGUCGUGUGUGAACACUCAGCAUUUGAGGGAAUUGUCCUUGUGCAGUGCACCGAGUAUCUACUCAAAUACAUGAUUGGCAGCCCAUCAAAGCUGGUCAGAGCUGCAAGUGUGAGCGAGCUGCCUGCCCCCCGCAGACUGCGCUGGAAAUGUUCUCCAGAGAUUCACAAACUCCUCGCCUCUUCUGCUGACAAACUACAGAGGCAGGUGAAAAAUCUCGACAUGAAUGUCUACAAAUUCUGCGAUUAUGGGAAAGAGUUUAUCAAGAAGCAGAAAAUGAGCCCUGACGCCUACAUCCAGGUUGCUCUUCAGUUAGCGUUCUACAGGUGUCACAGCAGACCUGUAUCGACCUAUGAGAGUGCUUCUAUACGCCGGUUCAAGCAGGGCAGGGUGGACAACAUUCGCUCCGCCACACCAGAAGCCCUGACCUUUGUCAAAGCAAUGACUGAUGGGAAACUGCGCACUAGUGAUACAGAAAAGAUGGAGAUGUUACGAGAUGCUAUAACCGCGCAGACAAAGUAUACCAUUCUGUCUAUUACAGGGAUGGCAAUAGACAAUCACUUAUUAGGACUGCGUGAACUUGCACAUGAAUUGAAGAUGGAGAAGCCAGAGAUUUUCCAAGAUGAAGCCUUUCUCGUCAGUAAUCAGUUCAUCCUCUCUACAAGUCAGGUUCCUACUACUGUUGAGAUGUUCUGCUGCUACGGACCCGUGGUUCCAAAUGGAUAUGGAGCGUGCUACAACCCUCAGUCAGACCACAUCAUCUUCUCAGUGUCCAGUUUCCUUGACAGCCCACAGACAUGCUCAGCAGAAUUUGUCAAGUGCCUGGUGCAGGGACUCAUGGACAUAGGGGAUCUGUGCAAUACAUGUAACUCCAGCUCCAAUACAACACAGAAGAAACAGGGACAGACGCUGGAGACACACACGCAAACAGAGACAAACUGGCAAAGUAAAACACCGCAGAGACCAGCUGAUAAGACCGAGAGUCAGCAAUCACUGCCACAGUUUGUGCUGAAAACACCAGACCAGACCAAAGUGGAGGCUCAAACCCAGACUUCAUCACUGGCAGAGACACCCGCUCUGAAGAACGAAAGUAAAUCAUAGGAAAUGGUCACCGUCAGUGAAAAUAGAGGUGGUGUUCGGUGCUACCACAAUGUAUUCCUCAAGUCAUUCACAAAAUACACUGUAUCUGUGAUGCAAAUUGUUACGUAAAGCUGUUUGUUGUACUGUACUGUACAUUGUAUUAAGUGGCGAUGAUAAUCUAAUUGACUUAUUCUUCGGGAAUAGUAGAGAUGUUUGUUAUUAGAUGUUUUCUGCUGUUGUCAAACACAAAAAUAAUAUACAGCAGUCAUUUAAAUGUAUGUCUAUAUCUUCUGUGUGAAGGGGGGGGAAUCAAGCAAAUGUUGAGAUUAAUUGUGUUAUUUACCAAAGAAAAUUGUAUUAUUGUAAUUGUUUUAUGGUCAAUGGCUGAUGUUCUCACUACGUCAACUUGCAUGCUGCUAUCAAAUAAUUUCCUGAAGAUUAGGGUGCAUUGUAAACUAGAAUCUUCUAUGCAAUUUUCUGUUAUGUUGUCUUCAAAUAUUUUGUCUAUUGCACCAACAAUACAUGUGGUAUUUCGUCCAUAGGUUA